AUGCGACGCAACCAUCAGAGGACGUGGUGGCACGUAGAUGUCCUGCCACGUCUGAUACGACUGUAUAUGAAGUGGAUGCGGGAACGUUCUGCUUCAUCAGAACGAAGCGAACCCUGUCAGCACUGUGAUUGUGCCAGCCCUCACCGAGUGGAUGACGUGCUCUGCAUCUACAUGUCAUGGCUUGAGAAGCGGCAGAUAAGGCAUUGUGAAGAGCAAACACUCACUGUGCAGCUUGUCGAAUGCGGCUUGUUUCCCUGUGCCCCAGUCCGACCUGAACUUGCUGUGAGCAUGGUAAUGCUUGACUGGGCCUCUACGCUGUUCUUACACAUGGCACCGAACAUACGGGCGUGGACAACAACUGCCGAAAUUAUGCUUCAGCGUGAAGGGCAUCAUUUCGAGACUGCAAGUUCAUUUCGUCGUCGCUUUAGCAACUCCCUUGUGCACUAUCAAUUGCUCAUCAGACUCGUCGAUGCAGAGAUG
Cantharellus anzutake is the source of this 480-nucleotide messenger RNA. RefSeq lists its product as uncharacterized. Lineage: Eukaryota; Fungi; Basidiomycota; Agaricomycetes; Cantharellales; Hydnaceae. The record is from RefSeq and is a predicted model, not a curated record. The annotation marks the transcript as partial. The transcript has a single exon.